AUGGCAGUGGCAAAAUACUCGGCUCUUGCUCUGAUUGCGUUUCUGGUUUCUCCGAUCAUGGUGAUGGUGAUGGCAAAUCAGUCAUACGAAGUUGACUGGUCAAUUGGAGUUGAUUUCACUGAUUUUGCUACUCAAAAUACUUUCUUUGCUGGAGAUGUAUUAAAUUUUCAUUACGAUAGCGCUAGUCACAAUUUGCUUAUAGCAACAGAUAGUGAUGCAUUUGAUCAAUGCCAGAUGACACCGAACUUGGGUUUUUAUAAAAGUGGCAAUGAAGCAUUAACCUUGGUUGAACCUGGAAACUAUUAUUUCAUGUGUGAGUAUAAUUGCAAAUCUGAUGGCAUGAAGAUGUCAGUGUAUGUGAACAAUAUGUAA
Messenger RNA from Rosa chinensis, 372 nucleotides. RefSeq names its product uclacyanin-2. Gene Ontology annotation, cellular component: plasma membrane. The transcript is spliced from 2 exons. Gene Ontology annotation, molecular function: electron transfer activity. Lineage: Eukaryota; Viridiplantae; Streptophyta; Magnoliopsida; Rosales; Rosaceae. The record is from RefSeq and is a predicted model, not a curated record. The coding region runs from base 1 to 372 and encodes 123 amino acids.